GAUACCCCGCUAGACCCCACACGUGCCUGCCAAUUUCACGACCCUGGCAACUUUCCCAGCUGCUACUUGACCUAGCCACUCGAAAAUCAGCCUUUAUAUCUGCAAGAUGGUGUACUACUUCUCGUCCAACACGGUGUCGCCGUCGGCCUUCAUCUACGUCGGCAAAGACAAGGUUGAGAAUGAAGAGCUUAUCAAAUACGGCUGGGACGAAGAUGUCUGGUUCCACGCGGACAAUCUUUCCUCAGCCCAUAUCUACGUCCGAUUACCAGAGGGUGAAGAUUGGGAGAAGAUGACUAAAGAGUUGCUGGUGGACUGCGCGCAACUUACCAAGGCGAACAGUAUUGAGGGCAACAAGAAAGAUAACGUCACGAUUGUGUAUACACCUUGGAGCAACCUGAAGAAAGACGGGAGUAUGGCUGUAGGUCAAGUUGGGUUCAAGGAUCAGCGAAAGCGCAUACAUGUGGAACAGCGAGAGAAUCCUAUCGUCAACCGCCUUAACAAGACGAAAGUUGAGAAGUUCCCUGACCUGAAAGAGGAGCGAGAAGCAAGGCGGGCGGAGUUGAGGAAACGCGAUCAGAGUGCUCUGCAAGCCAAGCGCAAAGAAGAGGCCCGUAUAGCCAAGGAGCGCAAGGAGCUCGCAUGGCGGAGAGAUCAUGCCUACGACGAUGUCAUGACAGAGGAGAACCUGGAGCAGAACUCCAACGAGAACCGCGAUGAGGACUUCCUCGACGACUUCAUGUGAGGUCUUUACUCGCAUUUGUGCAUCCCGCAGAGGACGAGGGUACCACAGUAGCAAUAGUGUCGGCACAGCGGGGUCGCUUCAACUGGGGUCGCGAACAGUCAUGGCUGGAAGGCACAGUCCCAUGCUCUCAUUCAACAUGCGGAUAUUAUGGUUGAAGGUAUCGUACGCGGUGGUCUUGACCUCGAGCUCCUCACGCGUCCUGAAACAGUCAGCUGCAUGGCAUUGAAGACGGAUGAGAGCCGGCUACAUACAUGGCGUUCUUCGGAUUGUGCUUAUUGCGACCUCCAUGAUUCUGUACCCACCAUACGAACAGGAGAUUCUUCACUAUCUUGUGUUCGAGACCGUUCUGUCUAGUCGCAUACUGCAGGAAUUCGAGCGUGUUCUGGAUCCUCUGUGGCUCAUAAUCGGUCGCGGAGCCUUUGCGAAAGGCUAGACGAAUGCGGUCGCGCA
Molecule: messenger RNA, 1192 nt
Organism: Alternaria rosae
Lineage: Eukaryota; Fungi; Ascomycota; Dothideomycetes; Pleosporales; Pleosporaceae
Product: coiled-coil domain-containing protein 25
Exons: 4
Coding region: 107-742 (211 amino acids)
Source: RefSeq, a predicted model, not a curated record